AUGGAUUUUCCGGAUUCCGAGAUCAAGCUUUACAUGGAAUCAUUGACCGGGUUCACCGGAGAGAAAAAAAGAACAGUAGGAACGGUGAAGAUACCCAUCUACGUCGGCGGGUCAGCCCGAAUGAUCAAAUUCCUAGUCCUCAACAAGCCGGCAAUAUAUAAUGCGAUUUUGGGAACACCAUGGCUGUUCGACAUGAAGGCCGUCGCUUCAACAUUCCACCAAUGCGUCAAGUUCCCGACCCCGUCAGGGAUUUUCACCCUCAAAGGAAGCCAGAUCGCGUUCCGGUUAUGCCAUCUCACCGAGUGCAAACUCAGUCUCGCACGGACAUGCGUCAUCAGUCCCUUUCAGAAAGAUCGUGCGGCCGCAGUAAGCCAGUUCGGUCCACCGAAACAGAGCCAAGUCGACCAAGUCUGCAUUGAUCCGACAGAUCUAGAAAAAUGUGUCGGCAUAGGGGCCGAACUCGACAGCAAUAUUCGGGAAGCACUCAUCAGUUUCCUCCAGAAGAACGUCUCCAAAUUCGCAUGGAAUAUCCGUGACAUGCCCGGAAUCAAUCUAGACAUCACUUGCCACGAGCUAAAUAUCGAUCCUACAUACAAACCUAUCAAACAGAAGAGACGCAAGCUCGGACCCGAGAAAGCACGAGCGAUUAACGAUGAGGUCGAAAAAUUGCUCAAAGCCGGUUCGAUCACGGAGGUUCGAUACCUGGACUGGCUAGCAAACCCGGUAGUCGUGAAGAAAAAAAAUGGAAAGUGGAGGAUCUGCGUCGACUUCACCGACCUGAACAAAGCUUGUCCCAAGGAUAGUUUCCCACUACCACAAAUUGCUCGGUUGGUAGAGGCAACUGCCGGCAACGAACUGCUAUCUUUCAUGGAUGCCUUCUCGGGGUAUAACCAUCCUAAUGCAUCCGGAUGA
Messenger RNA from Eutrema salsugineum, 912 nucleotides. RefSeq lists its product as uncharacterized. The record is from RefSeq and is a predicted model, not a curated record. Bases 1 to 912 code for a protein of 303 amino acids. Lineage: Eukaryota; Viridiplantae; Streptophyta; Magnoliopsida; Brassicales; Brassicaceae. The transcript has a single exon.